ACAAAAGUCGAUUGCUCGGGUACCUCUGUCUUAUUCGUGUUUUUACCGUGAAGCAGCAGUGUUUGCAUGGCUGUGUUUCGGUUUGAAGGGUGGGAUAUGGCGUGAAUUUACUGGGUACAGAGGAAUAACAUCUGAGUCCUCAGGAAUGGCAACGCAGGGGGGGUAUUAUGGGCGAAACAGUAUACUCUGUUAUGUCCAUGGUACUGCUCAUGUCUAUAGGCGACGGUUACCACUUUCCAUUAGGUGGGCCGUCAGCUUGUUUGCCAUUCUAAGUUGUAUAAAAAAAGAAAAAAAAAGUUAUCUUGAACUCCAGAUAAACAAAUACUGAUACAGCUGACGAUUCUCACAGUAUGUUUACCUUUGAUUCAUAAUCGAUCAAUGCAUCGUUUCAAUCAAUCAACAUACCUAUAAACAAACAUACCACCUCUCAUUUAAGAAAAGAGCAGUUCUCACAGAACUGCUUCGAGGAAUGGACGCGAAAACUUGCUGUAUUAUAAUAUUACUAAUACCGGCAAUUAGUGAAGCAUGGAAAUCCCCAGGAGACGAGAGAGGAGACGGCCGUGACCUUCGUAGACGUCUUCAUUACCAUUCCAAAAGACACAUGCUGCCUCGCGACAGUGAACCAAAGAGACGUCCCACUACGCAGCGCCCCAGAGAGUUGAGAAAAAAGCCAUCGGGUCACUUAACGCCUCUCGACGAGGACGACAUGGAAAAUGACGAGGUCGUUUCAGUCGCCAUCGGCCCCCCGCCAAUCAGGCCAAAAUACGACAAAGUACUUCGGAAGCACUCACCAAACCUUGAAAAAAACGUGACAAAUAUUACAACCACAAAUCUAAUAAGAAACAUUUUGACUCAGCUAGGGAGCGAGUUUUUAACCCACCAAGUGAACGAAGAUUUUGUUUUUGGACAAUACGUGGGGAUUGCGAUGAGGAAUUUGACGGGUGAACUUCGAUUGAAGAUGCAACAUGAAAUAUUGGAUCUAAUAGUAAAAUAUCAGAAGAUUAACCGUGGUGACGUGUUGAAACCAGAGGAAAAAACUGAAAGCAACAAAGAAAGUACGUUGCAAGUAUUGAAAGAAUUUAAAGGAGAGAAAAAGACUGUUUCAAAUGAUUCAGACAGUGUCGGAUGGCCAGAUUUAACAAAUUUAGCAAAAAUCGUAGGUUGAAUAGAUGCUGAACUUUAUAAAACAAAAUAUGCUUUCCUGGCGAUCCAUUCAUGAAAAUAUAGAAAUACUGGCUUGUACACUAAACAACGUUACAAAGACAAAUUUAUGAACUAUUUUUUUUAUAAAAUCCAA
Molecule: messenger RNA, 1297 nt
Organism: Galleria mellonella (greater wax moth)
Lineage: Eukaryota; Metazoa; Arthropoda; Insecta; Lepidoptera; Pyralidae
Exons: 3
Coding region: 470-1165 (231 amino acids)
Source: RefSeq, a predicted model, not a curated record